This is a messenger RNA of Prunus avium (sweet cherry), 1596 nucleotides long. Its product is annotated as glucan endo-1,3-beta-glucosidase 5-like. Gene Ontology annotation, biological process: carbohydrate metabolic process. Gene Ontology annotation, molecular function: hydrolase activity, hydrolyzing O-glycosyl compounds. The record is from RefSeq and is a predicted model, not a curated record. NCBI's taxonomy places the organism in Eukaryota, Viridiplantae, Streptophyta, Magnoliopsida, Rosales, Rosaceae.
GCUGAAAACUGAGGUUGAGAGGCAUAAGAAAACAUGGGUUUUAGCUACUUGUGGGUUUUAUUGCUCUGCAUAGUUGGGGAGGGUUUGGUGAAGGGGGCCCUUGGAGUUGGUGGCUUGGCAUGCAACUGGGGAACCCGUUCUACGCAUCCAUUGCCGCCUAGUAUAGUUGUCAAGCUUUUGAAGGACAAUGGAUUCAGCAAAGUGAAGCUCUUUGAAGCUGAUCCUGGGGCAUUGCAAGCUCUUGGGGGAACUGGUAUCCAGGUUAUGGUGGGUAUACCCAAUGAGUUAUUGGCACCACUUGCUAGCAGUGUUACUGUUGCUGAGAACUGGGUGUCUAAAAAUGUGUCAUAUUACAUAUCCAAAAAUGGCGUCGAUAUAAGGUAUGUGGCUGUGGCCAAUGAACCGUUCCUCAAAACCUACAAAGACACUUUCCUGCAAACCACAUUUCCAGCUCUCCAAAACAUCCAAGCAGCCCUGAUAAAAGCAGGGCUAGGGAGACAAGUGAAGGUGACAAUUCCCCUAAAUGCAGACGUUUACCAGACUGACAGCGGCCUUCCAUCCGGAGGCAACUUCCGGUCCGACAUCCACAGCCUCAUGAUGUCCAUCUUGAAGUUUCUCAGUGACAAUGGUGGUGCCCUCACCAUCAACAUCUACCCUUUCCUCAGCCUCCAAGCUGACCCCGACUUCCCCAAAGAGUAUGCCUUCUUCAACAACACUUCAAAGCCCGUUGUUGAUGGCUCCAUCUCAUACACCAAUGUGCUUGAUGCCAACUUUGACACCUGCAUUGCUGCCCUUGAAAAGAAUGGCUUCUCCUCAUUGCCGGUCAUCGUUGGGGAGGUUGGAUGGCCAACGGAUGGUGACCCUAAUGCUAACAUAGAAGAUGCCCGGCGGUUCAAUCAAGGCCUUGUAAGCCGCAUACUUGCAGGGCAAGGCAGCCCAAAGAGGUCAACCCCACCUGACAUUUACAUCUUUGGGCUCAUAGAUGAAGAUGCCAAGAGCACCCAACCUGGGAAUUUUGAGAGGCAUUGGGGGGUGUUCAAUUUUGAUGGCUCAAUCAAAUACUCAUUGGAUAUUGGUCGUGGAAAAGCCUUGGUACCAGCAAAAGGGGUGCACUAUUUGGCCAGGCAAUGGUGCAUAAUGGCACCAGAUGCAAGCCCUUCAGACCCCAAUUUGGCUCAGAGCAUCAACUAUGCUUGCUCUUAUGCAGAUUGCACAAGCCUUGGAUAUGGCUCAUCUUGUGGCAUGCUUGAUGCUAGAAGCAAUGCCUCUUAUGCUUUCAACAUGUACUAUCAAACCAUGGAUCAGCGCAAAGGUGCUUGUGAAUUCUCCAAUCUCUCAGUCACCACAACUACGGAUCCAUCUCCAACUCAAAAUGGUCAGAAUCGUUCGUGCCGAUUCGAGAUCAUGAUUGAUCUGGGAAAGCAUGAAAAGCCUCGACGACCUCGUUCUUCACCGGCUGCCGGAUUAAGGGAGCACAAUUCCCACAAAGUUGUGAUGGUGUUACUUGUCCUUGUUCUAGUGUCCACAUUGAUGAUCUAAUUUCCACCACUUCUUUGUAUAUUUUAAGGGUUACUUACUUGUGAGUGAAUCAAUGCA